This is a messenger RNA of Cinara cedri, 10694 nucleotides long. NCBI's taxonomy places the organism in Eukaryota, Metazoa, Arthropoda, Insecta, Hemiptera, Aphididae. The record is from the annotation of a GenBank genome assembly.
AGUUGAUAUAAACUAAAAAUAUUAUUUAAACUAAAGAUUUCUAAUAUAGGUUGUUAUUUGAAAAUCAAAAGUAGUAAAAUAACGUAACAUUUUAGAAUUACGUGUUAUAAAUGUUCUAAAAAACAAAAUUCCGAAAAAAGUGAACAGUUUGUGAAAUAAUGAAUGUCUUAUGUAUGUUGAUCACUCUGUACGUAGCAUAAUAUAUUUUCUGCUCGCGGGUCAGCGUGCGGUGACGGUCAAAUUCGCAUUUGAGGAGUUGACAUCCGGCACUCGGCAGUCGUAUAUUCGUAACCGUCAUUAUCAGCUAUCACUAAUCAUAUAUAGCGUUUAUCUUUAACCGUCGACAAACACGCGAGGGAGACGUCGAUGUUUUUCACGUAACGUAACCAAAACUAAUUGUUUUUAUUUUAAUUUUCUUGCCAAUUAUCGUUAUUGUUUGGUACAAUCGUUCCUGUCGGUGGAUUUUUGCGAAUUCCGUCGUUUUGAAAUGGUAGACAUCGAAAAUGUGCUGGUUUCCCUGGGCAUGGGCCGCUACCAGUACACGAGAUGUAUGCUGUUAGGCAUAAUGUUAUUAUACUCGAAUAUAUCACGAUUUACGUACGUCUUCACCGCCGGUGAUUUAAAAUACAGGUGAUGAAAUAUACAUUUUGUUCUUUUUUAACGUUAUCUGUUUAAAAUUCAAAGUCUGUCAAUCUAAUGAAUAUAUUAACUUUGUUGAGUCAGUUGAAAAAAGUUAGCAAGUAUUCCUUCGUUAAAUGUUAGUUGUUUUAUAAAUUAACCGAGGCAAAUUAAACGUUAGUUUUAAAUACUAAUGUAUUAACUUAAUUAAUUUAAUUCAAUUUUUUUUUGGAAAAAUUGCGAUUUCUGAACUAAACUAGGAGUCGUACUUCAAUGGGGGUUUUUUUUUUUAUUCAAUUGGAGCAAUCAAUGCCGUUACACAUUUCAUAACCCAGAAAUCAAUGGUGGCGACUGGCCGUAGAAAUCCGUAUACUAAACUCGUGGUUGAUACGUGGGUAUAUGAUGUGAAAAUAACAUAGACACAUGGCCGUAUGGUGGUAUUUAUACUAUUUUCUAACAAUUUAAUAUAUGUAUAUGUUUUAUGUAAGGAUGGUGUCACAUUACAACGGUUACGCCGUCCGGCGAAGACGUGACAAGUCACGGUUUCAUAGGACUACCGUCACGCCGUCGAUAAAAUGUGUAAACACGUUGUUUCUUAUCAGCUGUUACACUACAAUGGCAAUGACGUCCGGUAAUGGACUUUAACAUCUUUUAUUUCUUUCAAAAUACUGUAUUAGCGAGUAGCGCAGAAACAACCUGUGUCGUAGUAUUUACAUACCUAUUUAUUCUUAUAACGCAGUCCAAAAUGAGCGUGUUUGACACCGAAAUUUUCAUAAAUGAUCCAUACUUGAAAAUGUAUAUUUCAUUUUAAUUGGGAAUCAAUAUAUAUUUCUAGAUAUUUAAUAGAAUAAACUCUUUCAAUAUAAUUACAAGAACUAGCUGAAAUAUUAGUAAGACGAGAAGUAUUUUGGAUGCUUAAUUUCUGUUUUAUAUCACGAUUUAUAUUUUGAUUAAUAAAUAUAUGCUUAGUUUUAUUUAAGUUAAGCUUAAAAAAUUUCGGUCUAUCAAAAUCUGUCGUUGAAAGUAGGUGUUGCUAUUUAAAUAAAUGCAAAUUGUAUUGCGAAUGGGCACAAAGGGUUAAAAAUUUGAAAAUUGUAAAAAUAAUGUCUAUUUCAAUAUUUCAACUAUUUAAAAACACUUGAAUUCAAUAUCACUGGACAGAAUUAUUGAGUGUUACCUUUAAAAGGAAUUACACUGUAUACAAUUAGCUUGAUUUUUUUUAUAAAUGAUGCUUUACAUACAAUUUUAUAAUCGCUUCCUAUUAUUACCUGUUCCUGGAUCCACUCUGAAUAUGACUAAUACAUACACAAUCAAUAGGUUAGAACACUAUUGCGUAUGUCUGUAAAUGGAUUAAAGAAUUAGUAAAAAAAUAUUAAGACCUUUUUUUUUCAUGCAAACAACUUUUUUACCUACAAUUUUGCUCCAAUUUAUAAUGAUAGCGCUUUUUCUUAAAGGAAAUCUGACUGGGGAGGUACUUAAAGGAGGUCAUUUUUUGAUUUUCCCAGGAGUUUUCUCAGUAAAGGAGGAAAAUAGGAAAAUGUUCGAAAUGUAGGUAUUAGUAAAAAAAUAUUUUUUGUUUUUUAAUAUGUGUAUUAUAUAUUUUUUAAAUAUGACUUUGUUUUAGAAAAUAUUACAAUUCCUAUACAAGUGAAUAAUAAUUAAUAAUUAUGGUAGGUUUAUAUAUAUAUAUGAAUAAGAUGGAUUAUUGUCUUAGCCAGUAUGUUUUUGAUUACAUUGUUGGUUACAAGAUCGUAGCCAAGAGAUUUCCUGUGGGCCAAUUUUUUUAUUGUAUCUUUUAUUUCAGCAGGUGAGGUAGGUUAUGCAGGCAGGGCAGGCAGGUAGCGGUAAACGGAGUGACUUUGUGACCAUCUGUUGGUGCAGAGGUGGUGGUGAAAUUGAGUUUGGUAUAAUUACUGUUGAUAAUUCCUCGGCUAAAUUACGGUUUUUUUUUUCUGUGAACAACUUUUCUACCAGCAAUUUUGCUCCGAUUAACCCCCCAACGGGUAAAUCGGUAUCUAUCUACAAUAUUAAACAAACAUUAUUAAAGAAAAUAUAUAAUGCAUAAAUUAUAAUUAUUCUACCAUAAUAUGACAUAUAUAUUGUUAACAAAGCAAGUAUCAACACUAUCAACUAAACUCCGCUCAGAACCAUUUUCGUUAGCAAUGGUUUAUCGUUGGUUACAGAUAUAAAUUAAAUAACUUUAUGUACCUAUCUCUCCAACUAUUAACCUACAACAGUGGCUGCACCUGUUUUCAGUAUCAGCUCUUUUAAAUUUGCAGAUGUUCAUAUUUUGCCAAAUUUACCUCCUAUAACUUCCCAGCCCUAAUAAUAAUUAACUUGAAAAAAUUACAUUUUCUAAGAACUGUAACGUAUGCCUACUCACUUACUAAAAUUGUAGCAGGGCAUUUUGUCUUUCAUUUACCUAUGUUACUUUUCCGUGGGUUUCAGAUGCGAAAUACCGGAAUGUGAGGGUACAGAUCCCAUAAAACAAAUAUACGAUCAAGAGUGGUUGCGGUUUACGACGCCUUACAAAGAAGACACUCAACUGCCCUGCAAAUGUCAACGAUACGUCGCGUUGUCAGCCCCCGUCAACGGUACGCAAUGUGCAGCCAGCGCAUUUAACAUUAACAUUACGGAGGCGUGCUUUGGCCGUUGGGUAUUCGAAGAACCAGAGAACACCAUUGGCACAGAAGUAACCAUAUAUUGUAAUACCAAUGUGACGUGAAUGGCCGUCCUUAUAUAGAAUUAUUUAAUGAUACAAUAAUUAUUGUUUUUUUUUCGAACACGAGGUCCAGUGUCUAGGUCUUGUCCACUCAGGGGUAAAUCUGAAACUUAUUUAAGGGGGGGAUAGGAAUAUUUAUGAGUGAUAUAUAAAGUAAAUUAAAGACUUGCCAGUUGUUACACUAAUUUAUGAAAAAGAAGUACAACGCUUAUAAUUAAAUGUAUCAUUAAUUCAAUUUAUGUACAAAGAAAAUGGGCAACUUUACAUGUGAGUGCAGCCAUUGUUGUCGAAGAGAAUUUGGGAAUUUAGUAGAGUGGAGAUUUAAUGUAAGCAAUGAUAAAUCAUUGCUAACGAAAAAACGAUUCUGAGUAGAGUUAAGUUGAUAGUGUUACAUUGUCAUGUUUUAUAAAUGCCAUAUUAUGGUAAAAUACUUAGGUACAUAGGCAUUAUAUAUUUUCUUUAAUAAUAUUUGUUUGAUAUUAUUCCUAUUUUCCCAUGUUUUUUCAGUUUUUCCCAUUUAUUGGGAAAAUUAGUAAGAAAAUAAAAAAAAUGACCUUUUAUAAGUACCUCCUUAGUCAGAUUUUCUUUUAUUUAAAGUGCUACACUUAAAGAUUGGAGCAAGAUUUCUAGUAGAAAAGUUGUCUACAGAAAAAAUAAAUAAACAUUUUUGUAAAACCAUAAGCUUCUUCUCUCCAUUCAGAAUCUAAAAUGUAUUAUUCAAAAAUAUUAAUUACAAUAAUAAUUUAAUUUCUUUUUUUCGUUGCAAAUUUAUUAAUGACUUCUUGAUUCUUUUAUAUUUACAAUAAUGUCUUUAUGUGUGUGCAAUAAAGCCAAUCCAUUUAGUCUACUAUUGCCUAUUCGUGGUCUUAACAAUGUUUUUAAUCUAUAAAUGAAUACAAAUAAAAAAUAAAACAAAUAGAUUCUGUCUUCAAACAUACGCUCCCAAGUCAAACACUCUCUGUAUAGUAAAAAAAGCAAAUAAAUGGUCACAGAGUAUUUCAUUGUGUAUCAAAAAUAUUAAAUAAAUCUGUAAUUUAAAAAAACCUAAGGGAGAGGGUAUCACCACAAUGCCUCUCCCAUAAAUCCGCCACUAUACCCACUCCUCCUAAGGACGGCCCUAGUAACUUGGUAUAAAAUCGUUCACUAUUAAUAAUUUAAAUCAAUUUAAUUGAUUAUAAUGUAUAGUUUGGAAUUAUGUGUGAAGAGAACAAAUGGAAGUUAUCUAUGGUGGGAACAGUCAACAAUUUUGGUCAAUUCAUCGGGAUACCAAUAUCUGGUAUUGGCGCUGAUAUGUAAGCACAAUUUUUUCAGCUUGUAUAUUUAUAUCAUUGUACAUUCCUAAUGUACAUAAUGUCUAUAUUUAUUUUAUCAUAAGUAUUAAUGUUAAUUUAUUAUCUGUUAAUUUAUUGAUGUGAAUGAUUGUAUUAUUACAAAAUUAGUUAUUAAGGAGUUGAUUUUAUGUUUUGCAGAUUUGGUAGGAAGUUUACUUUGGUGUUUUGUGCAGUUACAUCAGCUGCAUUAAGUAUUAUCCAGUCGUUUUCCAUUAAUUAUGCAUGUUUUUUGGUUUUGGAAUUAUUGUCAUCAAUAAUUUCUAGUGGAAUUUUUUCAAUCACUUUUAUAUUAGGUACCUAUUUAAAAGUAAAUAAUAUCAUGUACAUUAAGUAUUUUCAUUAUAAAAUGUCUAUACAGUUGAAAACAACUAAAAACAAAAUAAUGAUUUUUUCUUCUAAUUUUAGCAAUAGAGUUUAUUUUGCCUGACCAGCGAAUACUCUAUUUUUCAAUCCUGGAAAGUUUUGUUCCUUUCGGAUUAACACUGGUGUCUCUUAUAGCCAGCCUGGUGAAAGAUUGGAGAGUUUUAUUGCAAAUAUUAAACAUCCCAGGGCUACUGUUCAUCUCAUAUUUUUGGUUCUUAUAUUGUAGAUUUAAAGUUUAAUGCUUAUAGUUGAUUUUCAGAACAGCAAUAUUGUUUUUAUUUUAUAAAUAGGCUUUUAGAAGAAUCAAUGAGGUGGUUAGAAAUGAAAGGUAAACACGACCAAGUGCUUAACGUCUUGAAAAAUAUAGCGACUAUGAAUAAAAAAGCCAUGCCUGAACCUCCUCAGAAUGUACAAAUGAAGGUAAUAUUUCAAAUUCACGUAACAUUAUUAUACAGGUUGUUCCACAAAGAUAUACCCUUUACCCUUUUAAUUUCUCUGGAGAUAAUAAAGAUAAUCAAAUUUUGAUUUUAGAUUCUUAGUGAAACAAGAAAUGUAUUGGUUUUUGGGCUAGACGCUUUUUUCCCAAGUUUCAGUAAUGCGAUUAUCUUGGCCUUCCUCUAAAUCAUAGGUAUUCUUUGAGUGUCAUUUAUGUUGUUGAUUAGGUUUAUAAUCCAUACUUUUGUUUUCGGUCCAAGAUUGCCGUAUUUGCUCUGUGUAUAUAUCAUCUGGUCCAGUUGCUUUAUGCUCUUUCAUACUAGUGACUGCGUUUUCAAGGUCUUCCUUAUCAAAAUGUUUACUUAUGGUUGGGGCCACACGAGCGUACAAAAUGCGUAGAUUCACACGAACUUUUUGAAGCGCGUCGUAGGACUACAUUAUCGGUUACGGGAGCAGGCACACGAGUAACGCGCGUUAAAAAUAACGCACGUCAACACGGAUGUCAAAUUUUAUCGACGUAUUAUCUCUUCGACGCACGUACAACGAACGAUGUGUUGGCUUAGCUUUCGGGUCAUUCCCAGGACUUCUAAUUAGUUCCCAAGCUUUCUUGCUACUAUGUCUCAUGUCUAUGUUCUCUAACAUUUCGCACCAUAUGUUUCUCCUUACUUCCGAUAUAGUUUCUAAUAUUUCCAUGCCCUAUUCUAUUGUAGCACUGAAGGGGUCUGUUUCGUAUUAGGUAGUAUAUUUGUCGAGCUUUUUUACUGAUUUCUGGCGUGAUUUCCGUUAUGUUUUGUUUUCGGCAUCCUCUAGGUAUAUGUCUUCUGGAUGUUUUCUUAACUAUGUCGAUGAAUAGAUCAUAGUUUGUCGAUGUGAGUGCUACAUUUUUAAUUUUUAUUUUCGUUUAGGUUUUCAGUAAAAGUUUUCCAGUUGGCUUUUUUAAAAUUAUAUCUCCUUUUGGAUAUUAUGGUAUGUCCCUUUAUUGCUGAUGUGACUUUACAUAAUAUGGGCCGAUGUUGGGUAUUGGGCACUGGUUGGUUUACCAAUUUCUUUCACAUACUGGGCUGCAAUUCUUUCGUUCACAAAGAUGUAUGUUAUCUAGAUUGUAACCUCUUGUCCAUCUCCCAUUAAGAUGGCGGAAACUUAUGAUCAUGAAUUAGGGUCAUUUUAUCUCUUUCUGUCUAGGCUUCUAAUUCGUGUCCAUCAUUGUUUGUCUCAGUAUAUCCCCAAUUUUGACUAUGGCAAUUAAUAUAUUAAAGUUCCUUGGCUGAUUAAACUCAAAGGUAGAGUUUGGGAGUUUGUGCACAAAGGUUACUGUGUAUUUCCCAAGGUCUACCAGUAAUAUUUCUACAUGAUUAAUUUUUGUUAUUUCUGAAAAUUUUACUUGGGUGUUAGGUUUGACAAAGAUUGCGCUACCAUAUUUUCUAUAGAGUCGUAGUGCUGCUAAUUUCAUAUCAUUUAUCUUAAGUAUUUUCAUAUCUACGUCUCUGUGCGUCUUUUGAGGCAGAUCACAUCACAGAAAUGGGUUUUACAUAACUCUGCCAAAACUUUUGUUGCUUCACAGUUGCUUCGGAUGCACCACGUAAAGGUUUUUUCAUUGUAUCCGAUAAUAUGACAUAAUACCAUAUAUUGUAUUGUUGACAAAGUAACAUUAUCAAUUUAAUUCUGCUCAUAAUUGCUUUUUCGUUAGCAAUAGUUUAUCGUCGUUUACAGAUAUACAUUAAAUUACCAUCUGUAGCCUACAUUCCCAACUUCCCACCCACAACAGUGGCUGCAUCCACGUGCGAAGUAUGUCCGUCUUUUUUUUAUAUUACUCACAUGGAUGAGGACUACAAAUACUUAUUUUUGAAGAUUUUUUUUUUUUUAGUAAAAAAAUAACUUUAUUUUAUUAUCUUUUGAAAAUUUUAAGCUAGCUAUUCUAUAGAGUUUAUUUUUCUGAAAAUUUUAAUGCAUCGCACAUUUAUAUCCAAUGAAUAGUUUCUAAGUGGGUAACAGCUGUUUUAAAUUCUACUAAUCCGUGUUGAAAACGGAUGUUAUCUAGGAAUAACAUAACCGCGUUAUGCGAUAACAUCAGUUAGGUUAGGUUAUUGAAUUUAAAAAGGCUGUUACUUAGAAACUAUCCAUCAGAUAUAAAUGUGUAAUACAUUAAAGUUUUCAAAAAAUAAUAAAAUAAAGUUAUUUUUUGACUAAAAAAAAAAAUGUAGUUCAAUUAUAAAUAUUUGUAGUCUUCAGCCCUGUGAGUAAUACAAAAACCAUAGAAAUUGAUUACCUUUAUUAUUCCCAGGGAUAAUCAAGGGGUAUAUUUUUCUGGGACAGCCUGCAUAUAAUUUAAUUAUUUUAUUAGUGCAACAAUUGUUUUUGUUGUUCUUUUAACUGGUAGAUUCCAUUAUGAAGAUGCCUAUUGUAAUACCAUUAAAUAAUAUUUUGGUUUUUACAGAAGUUGGAUGGUGUAGAUGAUACGAACGACCCUAAAAUAAGUUCCAAUAAUUUUAAAGAUAUGAUUUGCUCUCAGGCUAUAUUCUGGAGAAUGAUCAGAUGUUCAUUGUUAUGGUAAGAUAUCAAUUAGUAUAUUAUUAAUUAUUACCUAUUUGUAUCACAUCGUACUGUAGUAUAUUAGCUAAUAAUCUAUAUGCAUCUAUGACUUGUGCAAACAUAAUACUAUCCAUCAACUACAUCCCUACAUGAUGGAGUUUUUUUUAUUUUUACAGGGUAAUAGUAACUCUAAUAUAUUAUGGACUGACGAUAAAUUCAAUAGACAUAGAUGGCAACAAAUAUUUAAAUUUCUCAUUGACCUCAUUUAUCGAAAUUCCAUCGUGCCUGUUAUACUGUAUAAUUUUGGAUAAGAUGUCCAGGAAAAUGUCAUUGUCCUGCAUGUUUUUAUUGACCGGCUUCACUUGUGUCGUGUUCAACAUUAUACCUAAAGGCAAGUAUCUAUAUUAGUACUUGUUACUUGCAUUAAUCACUCGCACCUUCUAUGUAAAAGUAGUGCGAGUGAACUGAGGUCAAAUAAACCACGAAAAACAGUUUGAUUUUUUGAUGUCACUUUUUCACUAUGCCCAAAACAAAGGAAGUUUAGGUUAUGCACAUAAAGGUUAUUUUCACAAAAUUUAAAAUAGUUUAAAACCCACAUAGCCAUUUAUGUUUUUAAAGUAAUCGGAGUUGAGGGAUUUGGAUGUUCGAUCCGUGUUGAAUGUUUAGAAUAUUAUUAUCACACUGCGAUUACCGGUUUAAGAAUUUGAGACGAAAUAUUUUUUCAAUUAUUAUCAACAUUUUCCAUUACAAUACUAAAUUCUUUGAAUACAAAUUAUAAUGAUUACUAUUUACUAUUACAAAUAUAACUGUAAAUUAUAUUUUAAAAAUGUCCAUAGGGAAGGUAAUCAUCAUACCUUAGUGUGAUCACCAAGCCUCUACUUCUAGUUAGUACUAUUUAAAAUACAUAAUAUAACUAUAACUAUGUUAUUAUAAUAUUAUUUUGAUUUUUUUUUUUGCACAACAGAAUUCCACUGGAUAAAGCUGUCGUUUUACCUGAUUAGUAAACUGACCAUAUCCGUUGCGUUUUCCAUUGUCUACUUGAUGACAGCGGAAAUAUUUCCUACACAAUUGCGUGCUACCAUGGUAUCCAUAUGCUCAAUGUUCGGUCGGAUCGGAUCUAUGUUGGCGCCACAGACCACGUUGUUGGUAUACAUAUUAUAACUAAUUAAGUACCUAUAUUUAUUUAAGAUCUAGUGAUAAUGGUAAACAUACUUACAUAUAAUCAUAAACUUGUAUUCAUUCAUGACGGAGCUGUUUACGGGUUAAGUAAACUUAUAGCGCAAGACCCAAUACUAAAAUAUAACUUUUUUGACCAAUGUGAUGUACUUAACCUGAGAUUUUUGUGAACGUAAUACUAUAAUAAUAAUAAUAUAUUCACCUGGGUCGUGUAAUCUUAAACACAUAUAAAGAGGCACACAACAUAGGCAUAGAGGCAUAGCACUUCAUGGUUGUUAGUUUCAGUCAUAGAUUAAAUAGACGGAGACAGCACAUAUAGAUGUGGGGUCCUCUUAAGUUAUUGUUUGUACCGAUUUGUUUUUUUUCGUAGACUCAGUUUUUUGGUGGCUACAUUAUGAUGGCCGUAUUCAGUUCGGCCUCAGUCUUAGGAGCUGCCAUCAUCACCACAUUGCCGGAGAGUAAAAAUAUACAAUUGCCAGACACCAUUGAAGAAGCCGAACAGAUCGGGAAUCAAACCGAAAGAGGGCGAGAAAAUCGAGAUUAUAAACAAACAUUUUGAGUGGUCUGAUGUCAUCUUUUAAUGGGAGAAAUGAAUAUUUUAUAUUUCAUUUUAAUUUUUUUUUUUUUUACCCAACACAUUUCUUGUUGCUCUUUCUAUUUUUGAUAAGAAUAAAAAGAAGAAAAGAUUUGAAUAAUUUAUUGACCAUGAAAAUCACAAAGCAAUAAUUAUUUCUUAAUUAUAUUACUAUUAUUAUGUAGCAUUGUAUUAUCUAUUUAAAUCAGGGUCUAAAAUUAUGUGCAUUGUACAGUACUAUGCUGUUUACUGUUAGUAUAGGUAGAUAGUAUUAGGUAUUGUUAUAUUUAUUUAAUAAUUACUUGUUUUCCCGUAUGACUUUGUUUGUAUAAGUAUUGAACGAAAAAUAUAAAUGAGUUUUCAUAUAACUCUUGUUUCCAUAUCCAGACCUAACAUUGCAAUUAACCGUUAUUUCCCGUAAAUUUUUAAAAAUUCAUUUUUUUUUUCUUUUAGGGGUUAAAUUUUGAGUAAAUCCUUUCUUACUGAUUGCCUUCUAUACUUGAUUUGGAGGAUCGAGCCCCUCUAUUAAAAUCUAGGAUAUAAACUUUCCUUGAGUCCAAAGAAUAUGUGUGCAAAAACUGGUACUAAUCGCUACAAUAGUUUUUUAAGUCUAUGGAUCACAAAUGAAUAUUCAUUUUUAUAUAGUAGAGAAUAGAUAACACAAAUGUGAUUUUUCAAAUAAUGAUUCAUGUGUGAAAAUGUUAUUGAAAUUCUUAAUACUUUAUUCUAGGGAAACCUUUUCUGAUUAUUUAAGUUCUAUAACUCAAUAAAAAUUCAGUAAUAGGAUGUCUAAUAUUAUAUUAUUAUAUAUAUAUAUAUAUUUAUGUUUUAAAAAAAAAAAUGAUUAAUUAAUAUAAUUAUGUAAUGUAAAAUGUAUAUGUACUUUUGUAUGGGGACAGGGUGGGGUAUGUUUUCAGUAGUAUAAUUAAAUACAUUUUAAGCAUGG